This is a messenger RNA of Clarias gariepinus (North African catfish), 4629 nucleotides long. RefSeq names its product ATP-binding cassette, sub-family H, member 1 (gene abch1). Gene Ontology annotation, molecular function: ATP hydrolysis activity; ATP binding; ABC-type transporter activity. The coding region runs from base 82 to 2166 and encodes 694 amino acids. NCBI's taxonomy places the organism in Eukaryota, Metazoa, Chordata, Actinopteri, Siluriformes, Clariidae. The record is from RefSeq and is a predicted model, not a curated record. The transcript is spliced from 20 exons. Gene Ontology annotation, biological process: transmembrane transport. Gene Ontology annotation, cellular component: ATP-binding cassette (ABC) transporter complex; membrane.
GUGUGUGUGUGUGUGUGUGUGUGUGUAAGAGAGAGAGAGAGAGAGAGCUGCGCGUUGGUGCAGAGUGGUGGUGAGUGUGAGAUGAUAAAGGCAGACCUGGAGGCUUCUCUCUCGGGGAGCAGUAGUUCAGCUAUUCAGUGUCGGGAUGUGUGUCGCUCCUACGGGAAGCUGCGCGUCCUCAGCAGCCUCAACCUCACUGUACCUCAGGGCCAGAUUUACGGCUUGCUGGGUCCGAGCGGUUGUGGGAAGACCACUCUGCUGAAGUGCAUCGUGGGAACUCUAAAGAUCUCUCGAGGUCACAUCAGCGUGCUCGGGAAGCCGCCGGCGUUUCCCGGACAUGAGGUGCCUGGAAGGAUGGUGGGAUACAUGCCACAGGAUAUAGCACUGUAUAACGAGUUCACCAUCAGCGACACGCUCUGGUUCUUUGGCCGAAUCCACGGCCUCUCAUCCAAAGAGACACGUGAGCGGAUGAAGUUCCUCAUCGAUUUUUUGGACCUGCCGCAGAAGAACAGUCUCGUCAGAAACCUCAGCGGGGGUCAGCGACGUCGCGUUUCUCUUGGUGCGGCUCUGCUUCAGAACCCUCGCCUCCUCAUCCUCGACGAGCCCACAGUAGGAGUGGAUCCUGUUCUACGAUCCAAAAUAUGGCAGCACCUAGUGGAGAUUGUGAAAGAAGGACAGGUAUCCGUCAUCAUCACUACGCACUACAUAGAGGAGGCCAGACAAGCCAACAUGGUGGGGUUAAUGAGGAACGGGAGGCUGUUAGCUGAAGCCAAACCAGAAGCGAUCAUGAAGCAGCACAAUGCAGCCACCCUGGAGAGCGCUUUUCUACAGCUUUGUGAGGACUCGGACCAGGGCGGGUCCCAGGACAGUUCCCAGGGUCCUGUGCGCAGUAACAGCAUGUCUCCAGACAGUCUGAAGGAUGACUGUAGGGAGCCCAUUUUAGGGAAGGAAAUAUCAGGAACAUCAGACAUCCACAAACUUAAAGUGGAUUGGAAAGUGAGAGCACGGCACGUCUUUCCAAAAUGUAGAAAUAUCACCGCACUGACGAUCAAGACCAUGGUGCGAAUGAGGAGAAAUCCAGGUUCGAUGUGUUUUCAGUUCCUGUUGCCCGUCAUUCAGAUCUGUCUGAUGUGUUUGUGUAUCGGCGGUGACCCUAAAGGCAUUCAGGUGGCUGUAGUCAAUAACGAAACCAGCUCGAGCUCCUACAGCCUCUCUCUCCUCUCCUUCCUUGACAACACCAGCAUCCACCAGGUGAACCUGCCCCAUUCUGCAGCUUUUGAAGGCAUCCAUAACGGGGAGUACUGGGGCGUCAUCGGGUUUGGCGAGAACUUCACCAGCUACCUGACCAAGAGGAUGUUGAACCCGAGAGUCUCCAGGAGCAUCGUCGAGGGGGGCUCCGUCCACGUUUGGCUUGACUUGACAAAUCGACAGAUAGGAAUAAUGCUACAAAAGAAGCUGCAUGAAGCAUUUCAGGCUUUCAUUGAUAGUAAGAUGGGCAGUCAGGCAUACCUAGUGUCUGUCCCAGUUAAGUUCGAGGAGCCGAUAUACGGCAGUCAGAACACUACAUUUACUACGUUUGUGACUCCUGGAGCUGUUCUGAGUAUCACUUUUUACCUGGCGGUGGGACUCACUGCUCUGUCCUUCGUCUUGGAGAGGAAAGAGGGGCUGCUGGACAGGUGCUGGGUCGCAGGCGUGAGUUCACUGGAGACCAUGCUGGCACAUCUCUUCUCUCAGCUCCUGGUCAUUAGCGUCCAGAUCAUCCUGCUUCUGCUCUUUAUCCUGCUCGUUUUUAAGAUUCCCAACGAGGGCUCCCUGGUGCUAGUCAUCUGCCUGAUUGUUCUUCAGGGUGUGACCGGAAUCUCCUUCGGAUUGGUCAUUUCCUCUGCCAUCGACGAUGAGCAGUCGGCCAAUCAGGCGGCUCUCGGCAUCUUCUACCCCAACCUCAUCAUCAGCGGUGUCAUUUGGCCGGUGGAGUGUAUUCCGUAUCCGCUGCGAUACCUGAGUCUGGCACUGCCUCAGACGUACGCAUCUGAAGCGCUGCGAUGCAUUAUGUACCGAGGAUGGGGUCUGUCGCGCAUGAUGGUGUGGCGCGGCUUCGCCGUCACCCUUGGCUGGAACACGUUCUUCCUCAUGCUGGCCACCAUCAUCCUCAAGCUGAGGACCUGAAGGACACCACCGCCGGUCACCAGAAGGUGCUUCAGAUGGUGGAGAGCCCCAGGCUUCAUGGACAAGACCAGGCCUCACACUCUCACUGUCUCAACUCUUGUUUAUUUAAUGAAGGCACUCUCAUGAGUGGAAGGAUAACGAUGACCAAUCAGAGUUGACUUUUAGCUUGAAGGCCGCCUCUGGUGGUCAGUCAGGGUUUGUUAUAAGGGCCAGAACCAGAACAAGAGCAGCCUCAGGGAAAGAUUUGGUUCUGUUUGUGCAUCAAUGGCAUUCCACCAGCAAGUACCAAGCUUCAGAUUUUGAGGCAUGUUCGUUCAUGGAAUUCGUCUUUAAAACUGAUAAGUAUUCGAAACCUCAGACAUGUUGUAGAAGGACAAUCUGGAUGCAUUUAGAUGUUACAGUUUACGUCAUUUAGUUUAAUUCCUGGCUGUCUACAAUUUGUAAUGUUAUAUAAUCUAAUAUAUAAUUUUAACCUUCCAGUCGCUUUAUUCGGGGGUUUGUAUGUGAGACAUGGCUGUAUUAUGGUUCUCUGCUAUUAUGUUUUUUUGAUUUAAUAGUAAGAUCACUUGUCAUUCAUACUCAGUUAAUUGGAUCGUCUUUUAAAUCCUGGCUUAAAACAUGUCACGGUUUGGAUUUCUCAUGUGACCCGACUACCAGGGGUCGAUGUAGAGCCUUUGCAAAGACCAACGUCAAAGUUCUGUCAGCUUUCUUUCUGUUUUCAGAGAGUGACCGCUGCUCCAGCUUUCGUCUAAAAGCCGCCAAAAGGAGGAUGGCAAACCAGUACAGUAAUUUUAAUUCCGAACCGUAGACAAAACAUGCAAAAGGAUAAUAGGACAAUAGCCUUAUUACUCCAGAAUCACACUGAAAUAUGUUUUUAUGUACGCAAGCUCAUUUUUUAUAUCAUGCUGAUCGAUGGCUUAAACAGAACAUUGUCAUAGGAUCUGACAGAGGAUACACACCUUGUCUCUUAGUUUGUUAUAUAAGUCAACCUAAGCAGUGUGAUAAGUAAUAAUCCACAAGGGGUCGUUUGAGUCCAACCGGGACUUUUGAUUGUGCCGAAUAGCAGAACAAUUAUGAGAGUAAAAACUCCCUUUAUUUCUCUAUAUAAUUCGCUGCUACACUAAGUGUUACACUAGUGCUUGGAUACCAUCAAGGUAGUAUGCCUUGUAUACUUUACAUCGGAAACUCUGGCCUCGCAGGAACUCUGUAAUGGCUCAAACAUGUGAAAAUGGUUUGGAGAGAGGUCAGGACUGUACGGGGGAUGUGGCGAUAACUCCCAGACGAGUUCCUGUGUGUACAGUUCUGUGUCUCUUCCACAAGUUGCCAACAAGUUAUCUGUCAAUUUUCCAGGAUCAGGUGUUUAAUUCUCAGAACGUUCACGGGAACGAGUGCAGUCGAGUCCGAGUCCCAUCACCGUACUGCCCUUUUAAUCAAUUUAACUCCCUCAUUCUUCAGAUAUUUCAUCAUACUGUAAGUCCGGGUUUGACUUGAAUGCCCCUUGUAUUUUAAACACGGCUUAUUUUAUUAUUAAAAUAAGUUUGUAGUUGCAUUAACCGGGUAACAAUUGCAAAUAUACCUAACCUAGAACCUAGAUCUUUCAGCAUUACUUUCUAGAUCUUAUGCACUACAUUGGACUUUAAACCGUCGUACAUCAACAAGCCAAAAAAGCUGAUCCUCACCACAAAAUUUGAUUGACAGGUGAUCUUAAGCAAUCAAGGAAUCUAAAACAAGCAACAGUUAACUAAAAUUUUAAUUCCUUUGCAUCUUUAUUUAUUGCAUAUAUGGACAAGUAUGUUUUUUUUAUUUUAUUUUUAUUUUUGUUUACAUUCAAAAUAACUUUACUAUACAUCUUUCUUUUCCUUCACUGCCUCAUUCUGGCCUCAAUCUGAUCAACAUCAAAAGCUGACAUCAAAAAGCUGACGUCCUUUAAUCAUGUACAGUGUAUUACGCUAUGUCUGUUCCGUUUGUGUGUGUUGUAACAACUCUGAUUGUGCCAAGUGUUUUGUGUUGGGGGGGUAUGUGCACGUUUACAUUAGUCUUAUGACCGAACCUGCAAUUAUUGUGAGCUGUGAAAAAAAAUAUUACAAAAAGAAGUGCAAGGAGGCAACGCAUGUGUACUGAAAAGAGUUCGCCAGGGCUACAAGCACAAUACCAGCCUUGUGCCAACUGCACCAGCUACAAUCAAUACAGUGGCAUCCUACUGAAUGUUGAAAGAUAUGAAGAAAUAUAUAUAUAUAUAUAUAUAUAGAGAGAGAGUAUAUAUAUUUGAUGUUAAUCACUAGCUUUAGAGUAUUUUGGUGAACAGUGUUAAAAGCUGAUGUGUUUUAUAAAGAUGUCUAUAUGAAAACUUUUUUUGUCUGUAAAGUCUUCUAAAGGUUUUGGCUCAUAAUUAAAAAAAAUAUAUGCAUUUAUGCAGUAUACAUGUAGUAAUUACUGAUCAUUUACAGUAACUCUUUAUAUUUC